Danaus chrysippus (African queen) is the source of this 1521-nucleotide messenger RNA. The record is from the annotation of a GenBank genome assembly. Lineage: Eukaryota; Metazoa; Arthropoda; Insecta; Lepidoptera; Nymphalidae.
UUGGCCGAAGUUCCGCCGUCGUCGCCGUCAAAUGAAGAUGUAUUGGAGUACCCAAUAAAUCAGGUACCCACAUCUUCAUUACCUGCACCUAGUGUUCAGCCUGAUCUACCAUCUGCAAAUAACUCUUCACACCGAACUAACCAGCGAUUACCCGAACCAAACCGUAAAUGGAAAAAGAGGGACCUAAGUACAUCUUUACCGGAAUACAUUGCGGAUACUGGAGUAGUAGAUGACUGGUUUGCUCACUGUACCACACCGACUGAUAUAUUUUUAGUAUUGAUUGAUGACAUUGUUGACAAUAUUGUAUACCAAAGUAACCUUUAUGCUACUCAGAAAAGCAAAGUAUUGAACCUAAAAAAAGAGGAACUCCUAACAUUUAUAGGUAUUAAUUUUUUUAUGGGUUACAAUACUCGUCCGGCGUGGAGAGACCACUACUCUUCGGCACCUGAUCUCAACAACGCGCUUAUUUGCAAGACUUUGCCUAGAGACAGGUUCGCUAUUAUUUUAUCUCAUCUGCAUUGCAAUGAUAGCUCCAAAAUGCCUUCAGGCUGCAAAGAUAAAUUAUAUAAAAUUAGACCAAUGAUUGAUGCACUCAAUAAAAAAUUUGAAAUGGUUUAUCAUGGUACUCGCGAACUGAGUGUAGAUGAGUCCAUGAUUAAAUUCAAAGGUAGGUCUGUCCUAAAACAGUAUCUACCUAUGAAGCCCAUAAAAAGGGGGUACAAACUGUGGUGUCUUGCUGACCAGAGGGGGUAUAUAAAGAAGUUUCAAAUUUACCAAGGGAAAGACGAAGAACUGAACACAAAAUUUACCGGCUAUGGAUUAGGAGAGAAAGUAGUUUUGGAGUUAACGGAACAAGAUUGGAGUAAGGGGAAGGUAGUUUACUUUGAUAAUUUUUUCACGUCUGUGGCUUUACUUGAGAAACUGAAAACUGAAAACACCUACGCAUGUGGAACUAUCCGAAGUAACAGAAAAGGACUGCCCGGAAAUAUGCUCGCUGAUUCUCAAUUGAAAAGGGGCGAUAGUGAUCAUCGAUUUUCAAAUUUAGACAUUGGAUAUUGGAAAUGGAAGGAUAAUAAAAUGGUUCAUUUAGUGUCUAAUUUUCACGGGAACGAAGAGGCAACUGUGUCACGUAAAGAAAAAAAUGGAACCAAGUCAGCCAUUACAUGCCCUAUAGCUGUCAAAGAUUACAAUAUGUAUAUGGGCGGCGUAGAUACAGCUGAUCGUUUGAGAGCCCUUUACUGUAUAGAUCGCAAAUCUCCGAAAUGGUGGCACAGAUUGUUUUGGGGUCUUCUGGACAUCGUAUUUGUCAAUGCAUAUGUCAUUCAUGGACUUAUAAUGGAACAGACUACCGUAAAAGAUUUUAGACGUUCUGUUACUCAAGGCUUGAUGACAAUGAAAGAUGCUAGUCAGAAAAGGAAGACUUCUACUGACAAUACUGCAAAAGGCGGCCCUUCCAAAAGACGCAAAUCUGACUACUCCACUAUAAAAGACGUACGCUUAGGUAACAGAGGCAUCCAUUGA